UGAGGCAGAGCAGGGAUGGGAAGGUCAGUGAUGUCAGCAGUGAGUAUUCCCAGCACAGCUCCCUGGAAGAGGCAGAAGGCAUUUCUCUCAGUAAAUGAUCAUUAUUCAGCCUGCAGGCAUUCAUCGAAUGGGGCUCCCAUCUUGACUGCGGAUGUUUUGCUUAAGAUAGGAAUGAUGGUGGUUAGACAUUCAGGCGAACUUCCUGUCUUAGGGAUUGGAACUACUGGAGCGAGGAGUGAGAAUGGGACCCAGGUGACCCCGGGUGCCCACUGCCCCAGUCCCCCUGGCACAGGUUGCCCCAGGCCCCACGCAGACACGCCAGGCCCUCAGCCCCAGCCUAUGGACCUGCGGGUGGGCCAGCGGCCCCCGGUGGAGCCCCCACUGGAGCCCGCGCUGCUGGCCCUGCAGCACCCCCAGCACCUGCACCACCACCUCUUCCUGGCAGGCCUGCAGCAGCAUCGCUCGGUGGAGCCCAUGAGGCCCUGCCCACAGCUCUCCAUGGACACGCCAAUGCCUGAGUUGCCAGUGGGGCAGCAGGAGCAAGAGCUGCGGCAGCUUCUCAAUAAGGACAAGAGCAAGCGAAGCGCUGUGGCCAGCAGUGUAGUCAAGCAGAAGUUGGCAGAGGUGAUUCUGAAGAAACAGCAGGCAGCCUUAGAGAGGACAGUCCAUCCCAGUAGCCCCAGCAUUCCCUACAGGACUCUCGAGCCCUUGGAGACGGAAGGAGCCACCCGCUCCAUGCUCAGCAGCUUCCUGCCUCCUGUUCCCAGCCUGCCCAGUGACCCCCCAGAACACCACCCUCUGCGUAAGACAGUCUCUGAGCCCAACCUGAAGCUGCGCUACAAGCCCAAGAAGUCCCUGGAGCGGAGGAAGAACCCGCUGCUCAGAAAGGAGAGCGCCCCUCCCAGCCUCCGGCGGCGGCCUGCCGAGACCCUCGGAGGUAGUAGCAGCACACCCGCGUCAGGGUGCAGCUCUCCCAAUGACAGCGAGCACGGCCCCAACCCCAUCCUGGGCUCGGAGGCGCUCUUGGGCCAGCGGCUGCGGAGGCAGGAGACCUCUCUGGCCCCGUUCGCCUUGCCGACAGUGUCCUUGCUGCCCGCAAUCACACUGGGGCUACCCGCCCCUGCCAGGGCUGAUGGUGACCGCAGGAUCCAUCCAACUCUGGGCCCUCGGGGGCCAGUCCUAGGGAGCCCCCAUGCUCCCCUCUUCCUGCCCCAUGGCCUGGAGUCUGAGGCUGGGGGCACCAUGCCCUCUCGUCUGCAGCCCAUUCUCCUCCUGGAUCCCUCAGUCUCUCACACCCCCCUGCUGACUGUGCCCGGGUUUGGGCCCCUGCCCUUCCACUUUGCCCAGUCCUUACUGACCACCGAGCGGCUCUCUGGGUCAGGCCUCCAUUGGCCGCUGAGCCGGACCCGCUCAGAGCCUUUGCCCCCAAGCGCCACCGCCCCCCCAUCACUGGGCCCCCUGCAGCCCCGCCUGGAGCGGCUCAACCCUCACGUCCAGCUGAUCAAGAGGUCAGCCAAGCCGAGUGAGAAGCCCCGACUACGGCAGAUACCCUCGGCUGAGGACCUGGAGACGGAUGGUGGGGGAGUGGGGCCCCCGGGGGAUGACAGCCUGGCAUGCAGGGGGUCGAGCUCGGGGCAGCAUGAAGCCAGAGGCCCUGUUCUCCAGCAGCACCAGCAGGUGUUCCUCUGGGAGCAGCAGCGACUGGCCGGACGGCUGCCGCGGGUAGGCACUGGGGACCCUGUGCUGCUCUCCCCGGCCCAGGGCGGUCACCGGCUGCUGUCUAGGACUCAGUCAUCCCCAGCUGCACCUGCCUCGCUGCCAACGCCAGAGCCCCCCAACCAGGCCCGUGUCCUGCCCAGCUCAGAGGCCCCCGCCAGGACCCUGCCCUUCACCACAGGGCUGGUGUAUGACUCGGUCAUGCUGAAGCACCAGUGCUCCUGUGGAGACAACAGCAGGCACCCGGAGCACGCGGGCCGCAUCCAGAGCAUCUGGUCCCGGCUGCAGGAGCGGGGGCUCCGAGGCCAGUGUGAGUGUCUCCGAGGCCGGAAGGCCUCCCUGGAGGAGCUACAGUCGGUGCACUCCGAGCGGCACGUGCACCUCUACGGCACCAACCCGCUCAGCCGCCUCAAACUGGACAACGGGAAGCUGGCAGGGCUCCUGGCACAGCGGAUCUUUGUGAUGCUGCCCUGUGGUGGAGUUGGGGUGGAUACUGACACCAUCUGGAACGAGCUGCACUCCUCCAAUGCAGCCCGCUGGGCCGCCGGCAGCGUAACCGAUCUGGCCUUCAAAGUGGCUUCCCGCGAGCUCAAGAACGGUUUUGCUGUGGUUCGGCCCCCAGGACACCAUGCGGACCGUUCCACAGCCAUGGGCUUCUGCUUCUUCAACUCCGUGGCCAUCGCCUGCCGGCAGCUGCAGCAACAGGGCAAGGCCGGCCGGAUCCUCAUUGUGGACUGGGAUGUUCAUCAUGGCAAUGGCACCCAGCACACCUUCUACGAGGACCCCAGUGUGCUCUACAUCUCCCUGCAUCGCCAUGACGAUGGCAACUUCUUCCCGGGCAGUGGGGCCGUGGAGGAGGUGGGAGCUGGCAGCGGUGAGGGCUUCAACGUUAACGUGGCCUGGGCCGGAGGUCUGGAUCCCCCAAUGGGGGAUCCUGAGUACCUGGCUGCUUUCAGGAUAGUCGUGAUGCCCAUUGCCAGAGAGUUCUCUCCGGACCUGGUCUUGGUGUCGGCUGGGUUUGAUGCUGCCGAGGGUCACCCAGCCCCACUGGGUGGCUACCAUGUUUCCGCAAAAUGUUUUGGGUACAUGACGCAGCAGCUGAUGAGCUUGGCUGGAGGUGCAGUGGUGCUGGCCUUGGAGGGCGGCCAUGACCUCACAGCCAUCUGUGACGCCUCCGAGGCCUGUGUGGCUGCUCUUCUGGGCAACAAGGUGGAUCCCCUCGCAGAAAAAGGCUGGAAACAGAAACCCAACCUCAACGCCAUCCGUUCUCUGGAAGCUGUGAUCCGGGUGCACAGUAAAUACUGGGGCUGCAUGCAGCGCCUGGCCUCCUGUCCAGAAUCCUGGGUGCCCAGGGUGCCAGGAGCUGACGCAGAAGAAGUGGAGGCAGUGACUGCACUGGCAUCCCUCUCCGUUGGCAUCCUGGCUGAAGAGAGGCCCUCAGAGCAGCUGGUGGAGGAGGAAGAACCUAUGAAUCUCUAAGGCUUUGGAAUAAUUCUGCCGGCCCAUCCUGCCCUUCCGACCUGGUUCUCUUCUUACCUCUGGCAAUAGUACCUGCUCCUGGGGUUUUCAGAGGUCCUCUGGGCAGGUAGUUGUGGCCAGAGAACAGUCCCUUGACAGUCACUCCAAGGAGACUGAAAAGGCCCCUGGGUCUAGGAUAGGGACCAAAGAGGACCCUGAGGAGGCAGGCAGGGCAGCCGGCCAACCCCCUGUAGGGCUCUCCUAAAAACAGAGUCUGCCCAUGUGGGGUCCAGGCCCUACUGGGCCCCCAUUCCUCAGGACUGCACGGAGGACUGGCUCAGUCAGGCCCACCCAUAACCACUAUUCUUGGCGCUGUAGACCCUGGACUUUGCACACAGCCCCAGGCUCCACACAGAAAUGUGAACUUGGCCUCAGCCAGGGUAGCCCUUCCUAGGCUCUGAGGGCUGGAGUGGGGGGGAGGGAGACAGAUAGGAGGAGCCAAGGGGUCCUAUAUCCCUGAGUGCAGGGGGAGUCCCUCCUCUUGCCUGUUUACUCAAAUGACUAUGGAAGCCACCCCAACCCCGCACCACCACCGGGCAGUGAGACAAAGCUCCCUCGAGAGCAGUCAUCAUUAGGCCUCCUCUGGUGCCGACCAUCUCAGUGCCCUGGUGGAGGAGAAGGGUGCUCUUGGAGUUCCGUGCUUCCUGAUCCAAUGGUGCCAAACCCUCAUCUCCCCUCAGAAGCACAGUGUGACCCCCAGGGAUCCCUCGGUCACUGCCCCCUCCAGGAGUGUUCUCUUUCUGGGGUGUCUCCCACCCCAGCUCCAACUCCUGCCCCACAUAGGACUAGCUUGGCUGAGGGGGAAGGGGGUGGGAGAGUAGAUGCAAGACAUGGGGGAGGGGAGGCAGACUGGCAAAGUCAAGGCUUCUGGGGCCAAGAAGGAUAGUAUGUGUGUGCGAAUGUGUGCGAGAGUGUGUGUGUGCGUGUGUGCGUGUGCGUACAUGUCUUCCCUCGGACAACCAUACCCUGUGUAUGUAUGCAUGUUUUUGUAAAAAA
Molecule: messenger RNA, 4230 nt
Organism: Myotis brandtii (Brandt's bat)
Lineage: Eukaryota; Metazoa; Chordata; Mammalia; Chiroptera; Vespertilionidae
Gene: HDAC7
Product: histone deacetylase 7
Biological process (GO): chromatin organization; negative regulation of transcription by RNA polymerase II
Cellular component (GO): histone deacetylase complex
Molecular function (GO): histone deacetylase activity
Source: RefSeq, a predicted model, not a curated record